Molecule: messenger RNA, 1060 nt
Organism: Orbicella faveolata
Lineage: Eukaryota; Metazoa; Cnidaria; Anthozoa; Scleractinia; Merulinidae
Product: RING finger and CHY zinc finger domain-containing protein 1-like
Source: RefSeq, a predicted model, not a curated record
AUUGGUGAAGACAGUGGAAAUUGUCGCAGCUGUGGAACCCAGAUUAGCGUUUAUUUCUGCUCAAUCUGUAAACAUUUGACAAGUAUGGAUAUGAACCCCUUCCACUGUGAAAAAUGCGGGAUAUGUCGAAUCCACAAGGAUAAAUCAUUCCACUGUGAGGUGUGUAAUGUCUGCCUGGACAAACGUCUUGAAGGAAAACAUAAGUGCAGACCAGAUUCUGGGCACGAUGAAUGCUGUAUCUGCUUCGAGGAUGCAUUCAGCGGUUGUCAAAUCUUACCUUGUUCGCAUGUGAUGCACAAAGAAUGCGCCCUUGAUUUGAUACAGCGUGGAAUUCGCACGUGCCCAGUGUGUCGACAGCCACUUCCUAAAUGGAGAGGAAGAAAAUCUCUUAAUAAAUGAGUAAAUAAAUAUGUUUAAUAAGGACACUAGACAAAGGCCAAUUUUGAUUAGUUAAUAAUUGUCUCUAUAUCUUAGUUACGACCGUAGUUACAAUGUUUACUUCCUUUUUUAUUGGUUUUGUAAUCGGACCUUUAAGCGUCACCACGCGCAUAUAAAAGCUGAGUUUGCGUCCCUUUAAAGUAGUUUUUCGUUCCAUCUCGCGUGGUCUUGUCAACCUUGAACUCUUGAUGUUUUUUUUAUUUCCUAACCUUUGGCUCAAGGGGGACCGAUAUGUGGUUACCUUUGUCAUUUUGAUUAGGUCGCGUUUUUAUAGUUAUUGGCGAAAGAAUACAAGGGAACAUUUGUACAACGUUAACUGUUUUAUAAUCGUCUAAAUUAGAGAAUGUUCUUAACAUUACUAGAGUGAACGCCCACCUUUUAGGUUCGAGAGCAUUAAACUGUUAAUCAGUUCCUUUUGUUGUGUAAUUCUGUUGUUGAAUCUUGUUUAGUAUCUUAGCGUACCAUUUAUACUGGCUAUUUUUGAUGUAUUGUUGUUUAAUUUCGUUAUGUUAUCGACUCGAAAUCGUUAGUUUGUCUCGUGUAGGCAUAGUUGAUAGAGGGGAAUGGUUAUGACACUCGACAAAGGUCUUUGCUGUUUGUUUUUUCUCUUUUUUGGCCUUGA